Molecule: messenger RNA, 1647 nt
Organism: Colletotrichum acutatum
Lineage: Eukaryota; Fungi; Ascomycota; Sordariomycetes; Glomerellales; Glomerellaceae
Exons: 2
Biological process (GO): DNA-templated transcription; regulation of transcription by RNA polymerase II
Cellular component (GO): chromatin
Molecular function (GO): DNA-binding transcription factor activity, RNA polymerase II-specific; RNA polymerase II cis-regulatory region sequence-specific DNA binding; zinc ion binding
Source: RefSeq, a predicted model, not a curated record
CCGUGGAAAGUGAACGAAUCUCAACGAAGCCAAUUCAUUCAAUAUCUCAAACCAUACGCGGCGGCGCUAGGAUCAUUCAAACUUCCUUCCAGGUUAUCGUUGUCAAGAUACAUCGCUGGUUAUAUUGACGGAUACAAUGAUCACCAUCCUUUCAUGCAUAUGCCAACCUUCUGCAUGAAAUACCAUCGAGAGUCUCCAGAGCUGGUGUUGGCACUCUUAGCCGUAGGUGCUCAACUUCGAUAUGAGACACGCAACGCUUCCGCAUUGUACCGAGCUGGAAGGGCAAUCAUCUUGCAUCGAUUAGAAUCAGGAGAGUUGGCAACCCAGCCUGGAGGAUUAUGUGGAAUAUCCAGGCCGUCUAACUCUCUUGCUUUGGCAGGAGUAGAAGCUUAUUCCUCUGCUGCAGCCUCACGCCUAGACACUAUGAAGGCAAUCUUGUUGUUGGCAACCUAUUCUACCUGGCAAGAAGACCUCUGUCUCGUUCGAGAGUCUCUAGAGUAUCCAGGCCUCCUCGCGCGGUGUCUGCGGGAGAGCGGGCUCGUAAACGAUGCCUCUUACAACGACAAAGACCUGGACUGGCAUUCCUGGGCACGAGCCGAGUCAGACCGCAGAGCGAAGCUCGCUGCAUUCUGCUUCUUGAACCUUCAAACACUGGUCUUCAAUGUUCCGCCAGUCAUUUUAGCAAAUGAGAUUGAUCUAUGGCUGCCAGGAACUUGUGAUGAAUGGCUGGCGCCUACCGCUGCAUUGUGGCUAAGGGCUCGUAGCAAGAGUCCGGCGCUCGUUCGCUUCCAAGAGGCGUUUGUCAACUUGGUCCAACCUCGCACGGAAGAAUGUCCAGUUCCUUCACCCUUUGGAAACUUUGUGCUGAUCCACGCGAUUCUACAGCGCCUCAUAGUCGCAAAACAACUCUCACUGGAUCCUGCAUCCCCGGGGUAUGCCCCCGAAGAGGUUGCGAAAUUCGAGUCAUCGCUGCACCGGUGGCGUGACCAAUGGUGCAAGGCUCCCGAGUCUGUUUUAGAUGUUAGGCAUACCAAAGGGUCUCUCUCUUGGACAGCGACAUCUCUGCUUGGACUUGCGCAUGUACGCUUGCAUUUUGCUUCUAGAAGACCGCAAGAGGUUUGCUCCGGAAAUCCAAAGAUCAUUGCAGGCAACGCCUGGAAUGCUCGGCCGCCAGAACGUGGGCCUCAUCUUGUCUACGCUUUACUGCACGCAGUUCAUGCGUUGAACAUUCCUGUGCAACUCGGUAUCGACUACUUGGCUAGCUGUCAGGCGUUCUUCUGGAGUUUGCAGCACUGCUUCUGUUCCUUUGAGGCAGCCAUUUUUCUCAGUAAAUGGCUGUUUAUGCUUGCAGAAACCCAAGGUACGGAAGAAUUAGAUGUAAACGAACGCCAGAUAAUAAGGUGGACAGAGUGUAUCGUUAACGAGGCCUUGGCUUCGCUCGAAGCAAUCGACGGAUAUGACCUGAGUACCACGGAAGACAACACCUCGCACUCUUUGGAGGCUCUUGGUAAUUUGGUGAUCAAGUUAUUCGCCAAGAUGUUUGAAAGAUGCAACAGCGCCUGGCCGAUCAUGAGGACGAUCGGUCAAAGUCUACACGAAUAUUCGAGUCUUCUGGGUAAAUGUGACAAGUCGCCAAGUCAUGAUUAG